Messenger RNA from Cuscuta campestris, 584 nucleotides. NCBI's taxonomy places the organism in Eukaryota, Viridiplantae, Streptophyta, Magnoliopsida, Solanales, Convolvulaceae. The record is from the annotation of a GenBank genome assembly.
AAGAAAUUGUAUGGAACCGAAAAAACUAGAAAAAAUUACAACAAUAACAACAACCCAGUUAAAUCCCACAAGAGUAGGGUCUGGGGAGGGUGUGUGUACGCAGACCUUGCCCCUACUCGAAAGUAGAGAGGCUGUUUCCAAAGAGACCCCCGGCUCAACAUCGAAAGUUGCAGUGUGCCAUUCCCCCCGUAUUUUUCACUUGCAAUUCGCUUCUUAAAAAAUUGUCCGGUUGAAUCAGCAUUUAACCAGUCCUCCAAGUAAAUCCUCUUUUUUCCCCUUUUCGUCUCCAUCUCUCAUUAUGUCUAAGAACGAGGAUAGCCAGAACGUCUCCGUUCAUUCUUAUGAUUCUGGCACAUGGUCUCAGGCCUCCGACUCCCCGUCUUCUUCUUCUAGCUCUGAGUCAAGCCAGCGCCCAGCUUCACCUAAACAGGUUAAGCCGGUUGAUGCUGCCACCGCUGCCCAUUCAUCUUCUGCGGCCCAGACGGUCACCGUAGCCCGGACCGUUAAGGAGGGCUACGUCUGGCAGAAGUCGGACUGAAAUUGAUCCGAACCAAUUGACAUCCGAAUCAAUUCCAAAUCCACUC